AUGUGGCUGCUUGAAGUAGGUAUAGACAAACGCUACAUCUGUAUUCUUACAUACUCCAAAGGUGAACCUCAUGAAAGAAGGUUCAUCCCCAAUUAUAAGUGUGAUGCCAAGGACUGGGCAGUAUCUGUUAUUGCAGGACCUACCUCUCACAUCUGUUCCUUCAUGGCAAACGUUCUGAAUGUCUACAAGAUGCCCCAGUAUUACCAGCCAGGGGAUUUCAUCAUUGCUGGCAUUUUGUCUCAGAUCUACAUUUUUUCGAGUCCAAUCAGCUUUCAGAAGCAGCCUUCUGAGGAGAGUUUUGAUGACCUUGUGAUGUUCACUCAGAAUUACCAGCACAUCCUGGCCUUGGCAUUUGCUGUGAAGGAAAUCAGUGAGAAUAACCAACUCUUACCCAAUGUCACUUUGGGCUUCCACAUUUUAAAUAGCCAGUUUUUUGCAAGAUGGACCUAUCUUGCCUCUUUGGAACUUCUAUCCACAAAGGACAAAUUCAUCCCUAACUACAAAUGUGACACUCAGAAUAACGUUUUGGGAGUCAUUGGGGGAGCUAAUUCCGAAGUCUCUCUCCACAUGACAAACAUCCUGAGCACCUACAAAGUUCCACAGGUCCGGCCACUUUCUCUGUGUAACAACUAUUGCCAUUUGGGUUAUGCCAAGACCAAAGUAGAAGGGAAGCCAUUUUGCUGUUAUGAUUGUCUUCGCUGUCCAGAAGGGAAGAUUUCCAAUCUGAUAGAUAUGGAUGAAUGUUUUCCAUGUACAGAAGAUCAGUAUCCAAACAAGGGUCAGAAUUCAUGCCUUCCAAAAGCUGUAACAUUCCUGACACAUGAGGAAACAUUGGGGACCUUCUUGGCUAUUUCUUCUCUCUUCUCCUCAUUUAUCCUAUUGUUGGUUCUGGGCAUCUUCAUUAAGUACCAGGACACUCCCAUUGUCAAGGCCAACAACCAAAACCUCACCUACAUCCUUCUCAUUUCCCUCCUGCUUUCAUUCCUUUGUGCUUUACUAUUUAUUGGCAAACCCAAUAAAAUGUCAUGUCUCCUCCGACAAAGUGCUUUUGGCAUAAUAUUUACUGUAGCUGUAUCAUGCGUGUUAGCAAAAACCAUCAUUGUGAUUUUAGCUUUCAUGGCCACCAAACCAAAGUCUGUGGUGAGGAAAUGGAUGGGGAAGAGAUUGGCUAUUUCCAUCAUCCUUUUCUGCUCCUUCAUUCAAAUCAUUCUUUGUACCGUCUGGCUGUUGACCUUUCCUCCAUUCCCUGACUUCAACAUGCACCUAAUGGCAGAACAAAUUGUUCUGGAAUGUAAUGAAGGCUCGUUUGUCAUGUUCUACUGUGUCCUGGGCUUUAUGGGUUUCCUAGCCCUUGUAAGCUUCACAGUAGCUUUCUUUGCCCGGAACCUACCGGACACUUUCAAUGAAGCCAAAUUUAUCACCUUCAGCAUGUUGAUUUUUUGCUGUGUUUGGCUCUCCUUUGUUCCUAGCUAUCUGACCACUGGGGGCAAAUAUAUGGUGGCUGUGGAGAUCUUCUCGAUCAUAACGUCCAGUGGGGGGCUCCUUGUAUGCAUCUUUUUCCCUAAAUGCUAUAUCAUUAUACUGAGGCCUGGACUGAAUAGCAAGCAGCAACUAAGACAAAGAAAAAAAAUGAAUGAUCUAUAA
Messenger RNA from Candoia aspera, 1644 nucleotides. RefSeq names its product vomeronasal type-2 receptor 26-like. Gene Ontology annotation, cellular component: plasma membrane. Lineage: Eukaryota; Metazoa; Chordata; Lepidosauria; Squamata; Candoiidae. Gene Ontology annotation, molecular function: G protein-coupled receptor activity. Bases 1 to 1644 code for a protein of 547 amino acids. Gene Ontology annotation, biological process: G protein-coupled receptor signaling pathway. The transcript is spliced from 6 exons. The record is from RefSeq and is a predicted model, not a curated record.